AUGAUUCUGGAAAGUGAAAACAACAGGCUGCAGAAGGCCUUGUCUGUAAAGGAAAGCACUAUUUCUAGUGUGCACUCGCUGACGCAGCAGGUUCAGUCUCUAUCUAAACAGCUCAGAGACAGAGAAACACUCAUCCACUCACAGAAAAAAAAAACUCCACCCUUCAGGGCAGAAGAGGAGGAUGACGACGAGUCAGGCAAGGACAGCGCCUAUAUCACCAGCUCCCGGGACAAACCGUCCACCUCUGUCCACCUCACAUCAACAAAGGAACAGCAGAGAGCAGAACAUGAGUUCAGCUGGUCAGACAGCAAUGAAUCAGACACACAAAAACCACAUGGUUCAGUUGUUCAAACGCUGGCAAGAAGUUUAGAAAAGCAGCUGAGCAUCACAAAACCUGUAGGAGGAAUACGAGUCCUGCCUCCAGCCUCUCAAACUUCACCUCGACCCUCCAUCAUCAAACAACAGGCGUGCCAGUUCUUUGAGAAGUGUUUCGUCAAUUACUCUUACUUACAGUCUCAUGUUCAGCACCGGCACCCUGAGAUCACCGAUGCAGAGAGACAUAAGAAGAUGCAAGUGGAGCAGAUGAAGAAUGAACUGGAGGAACUAAAGGAGAAACUAAGACUGACUCAGAGUCGCCUCGAAGCCGAGAGAGAGGCAGAUGUGUAUCGGAGACAGCAGGAGAUGGAGGAGCAGCGGAGAAGAGAAGCAUCAGACCGGGAGAUAAUGGAGAGAUGCAAAGAGGAGGUGAAAAGGACGUUUUACGAUGAAAUCGACGGCCUGAUAAAGCUUCUUCACCAGGAGUUUGAGCAAAUAAAAAGCAAGAUCAUCUCCAUAGAGUCUAAACUACAUGAGCUGGAGAGCAGAGAGAGAAACAUGUCUAAUCUAAGAGGUCAGAAUGAAAUUGAGAAAGAACAAUGGAGGAUCAGAGAGAGAGAGCUGAAGGAGCAGAUGAAGAAUAAAUUGAAGAAGAAAAUUGAAGAGCUGCAGAACAGACACCAGCAGGAGAAAGCGAAGCUGGAAAGUGAAAACAACAGGCUGCAGAAGGCCUUGUCUGUAAAGGAAAGCACUAUUUCUAGUGUGCACUCGCUGACACAGCAGGUUCAGUCUCUAUCUAAACAGCUCAGAGACAGAGAAACACUCAUCCACUCACAGAAAAAAAGAACUCCACCCUUCAGCUCAGAAGAGGACGAUGAUGACGAGUCAGGCGAGGACAGCGCCUAUAUCACCAGCUCCCGGGACAAACCGUCCACCUCUGUCCACCUCACAUCAACAAAGGAACAGCAGAGAGCAGAACAUGAGUUCAGCUGGUCAGACAGCAAUGAUUCAGAUGAAUCAGACACACAAAAACCACCUUCUCUGUUCUCUUUGGUCUCGAACGCUGUUCAAACGCUGGCAAGAAGUUUAGAAAAGCAGCUGAGCAUCACAAAAAAACCUGUAGGAGGAAUACGAGUCCUGCCUCCAGCCUCUCAACCUUCACCUCGACCCUCCAUCAUCAAACAACAGGCGGUGUCUGAUGAAGAGAGUGACCUGGACUUAUCAUCCAUUGAGGAGCUCGCUGUGCCACCCACAACCGGGCGCAGAAGCUCAGACGUGGCCGUCACCUCAGGCACUAGCGUAUGGAGCUCAGCUGCCAGCAGAGCAGGAGCAUGGUGAAGGGCUUUAAUGUUCUUAAAUGAACUCUUCAAUUUCUUCAUUUAAGUUUAAGUCUAAGUUUUAAGUCUUAAAACUGUCACUUGCCUUCUUUAAUUAGCACUUACACUCUUAACCCAAAUUAGUUGACAUUACUAGAAAUUUGCGAGGAAACCCGUUGCACGAAACCAUUUUAG
Tachysurus vachellii is the source of this 1826-nucleotide messenger RNA. Its product is annotated as cilium assembly protein DZIP1L-like. The transcript has 13 exons. Gene Ontology annotation, biological process: cilium assembly. The record is from RefSeq and is a predicted model, not a curated record. NCBI's taxonomy places the organism in Eukaryota, Metazoa, Chordata, Actinopteri, Siluriformes, Bagridae. Bases 1 to 1653 code for a protein of 550 amino acids. Gene Ontology annotation, cellular component: ciliary basal body; cytoplasm.